GGACCAAAGCGUUGGGCAAAUGUUUACAUUGGCACCGCUUUAAGAUUCUUAUUUUGUAAAUAUAUUCAAAAGACAACAAUCGAGUCCAGUUCAGGGAUGGAAGUUGAUGGUCAAGCUGAAGCUGUGCGUCAGGAUGGGUUUGUGUCCAGUGGCGAUGAACUAGAACAUGAGGAGCCACACGACAUCAGUGAUGCGGUGGAGCUUGUUGUGGUGGAUGUUGACGCUUUGGAUGUCGACUUUAAUCAUGGAAGAAUUGCAAAGAUAGAAAAUCUUGAGAGCCUAACACAAGUAGAGAACCUGUGUCUGCGGCAAAACCUGAUCACCAAGAUUGAUGGAUUAUCUACCCUGACAACCCUUGUGGAACUUGAUCUCUAUGACAACCAGCUCACCAAGAUUGAAAACCUUGAAGCGCUUGUUAAUUUACAGAGUUUGGACCUAUCUUUCAACCGUCUGUCCAAAAUUGAGAAUCUCGACACCUUGACAAACUUAAAGAAGCUGUUCCUAAUCCACAACAAGAUCACAAAGAUAGAGAAUGUUGACCACCUGGUUAACCUGGAGAUGUUAGAACUUGGAUCCAACAGAAUUCGGGUGAUAGAGAACAUUUCCUCGCUGACCAACCUGACCAGCCUGUUUAUAGGAAAUAACAAGAUAACCAAGCUGCAGUGUCUCGACACUUUCGUCAAUCUCAGGACUUUAAGCAUGCAGAGCAACAGAAUCACAAAGUUAGGAGGUUUGGAGAAACUUGUAAACCUGGACGACCUUUACCUCAGCGACAAUGGUAUUGAAAAGCUGGAAGGGCUAGAGGCUUGUACGAAGCUUACAACACUGGAUCUUGCAAAGAAUCGAUUGACUAAAAUUGAAAACAUCAGCCACUUAGUUGAACUACAAGAAUUCUGGUUCAAUGACAAUAAAAUUGACUCUUGGAAAGAAGUUGAGUCACUGGUUCCCCUUAAGAACCUGGAGACAGUCUACAUGGAGCGUAACCCUAUAUACUACGAAGCUGGAAAACAGUUAAAGGCAGAUCCUGCAUAUAGGCGCAAAAUCAAAUUGACACUUCCUUGGAUCAAACAGAUUGAUGCGACUUUGGCUCAAUGAUUUUGUUAGACAUGUAGGAUGAGAUGAUUUGAUUUGAUCUUGUAGUACAUGUAGAUACGUUCAUCCAUGUGUAUUGUUGUAGUUCCGUGAUGGCAUUAUACAUGGGUCAACAAUUUAAGGCCAAUUUGGCACAAACAAUAGUGUAAUGUUUAGACUUGUUAAGCUUGAGUUGAUUUUCUUGUAGGUCUGUAAAUUUAUUAUGUUCUUUUUAGAAGUUCUAUGCCCAUUUUUCCUAGUAUCUUGAGUUCAAUGCCCAUAUUCCCUAAUAUCUUGAGUUCUAGGCCCAUAUUCACUAGUACAUGUAUAUUGAGUUCUAGGCCCAUAUUCAGUAGUAUCUUGAGUUCUAGGCCCAUAUUCACCAAUAUAUUCAGUUCUAGGCCCAUAUUCACUAAUAUCUUGAGUUAUAGGCCCAUAUUCAGUACUAUCUUGAGUUCUAGGCCCAUAAUUAAGUAAUAUCUUGAGUUAUAUUCCCAUAUAUAGUACUAUAUUGAGUUCUAGGCCCAUAUUCACUAAUAUCUUGAGUUAUAUUCCCAUAUAUAGUACUCUCUUGAGUAAUUAGGCCCAUAAUUAAGUAAUAUCUUGAGUUAUAUUCCCAUAUUCACUAAUAUCUUGAUCUUGAGGCUCUUAUUCACAUUUAACUGAUAUCUUGAGUAAGAGUUGAGCCUCAGAAAAAUGAAUUUUAAAAUGUUACAAAGUAUCUUUGAUAGAACUAUUUUAGACAAAAGAUAUGCAAAUUGUUAAAAACGGAUUAUGUUAUUUCAUACUUAUGCAGCAGAUUCCACCAUGAACGGCCUUCAAAUAGCAUUUCUAUUAUGAAGAUAAAGUUUGUAGUUGUUAGCCUUGAGUCUGAAACUUAGACUAGAAAUGUAAUUGAGUGAAUAUGGGCUCUGGGUUCAAGUUAACAAUCUUAAGUAUGAGAACAGAAUCAAGAGCCAAAACUGAAUAUCUUCAUUCCUUUGUAACUAUUGUUCUUGAAGAAUGUUUUGAAAACUGCCCCAUGUAUGACAACGAAAACAUUUCUCAAAUAUUGACACUGACUAUGUUAAAAAGAAUAAACUGUGAAUAUAGUUUUUUCUUUUUAAAAAGAUCAUUUGUAGAGUCAGACUUGAGUCUAUUAAUAGUAAAUAUGGAUCAUAGACAUUUAUAUAACCUUGAGCAAAACGCAUACUGAGAGGUCUGUUUGGCCCAAUUGCUUAUGUUAAACAAAAAUUAUGUGUAUCCUACCAGUUGUUGAGUCAUAACAUCAUACAUCCAAGUUGGUGCUAUGAUUAUGUACAAUAAUAAUAAAUUAUUUUUAAAUUAAUUAUUCUGUCAUUUAAUGUAUUGGGAUCUAUGUUCAGGCAUUUUAAUUAAUUGAUAUUAAGCGGAAAUGAUAUUUGCAUAUUACCAUCAAUUAUGGUUGUCCAUUUCUAUUUGAUUAUCAAUUAUGAAUCUUGUGCGAUUAUCCAACAUAAACUUUUAUACUUUAGUAUUAAAUUUCCAUGUAUGUGAUUUUCUAUUCAUAUUAUUAAUACAUAUUUCUUGAGUUAUGACACUUAAUACCAAAUGCUUUACGUCAUAUUGCACAUAAUAUUCAACUUUAUUCAGUUAUGAUUUUAUGUCAAUGAAUUAUAUCAGUAGUUAUUUAACAAAAAGGUGUAAUGACUGUAUUUCAUGGCAGUGUCAUUUUAAGGAUUAGAUGUAUUAGAAUUAGGCUCAAUGGUGUAUGGACACAUUUAGUUCACUGGCACAGUUUAUGACGUCCAAACUACUUCAUGACUACACCGUAAAUGACUUUGAUCACAAUUACCGGCUUAAUGACCAGAUGUGUUCUUACACAAAUGAAAUCCAAUUUUAAAAUAAUCAGUGUUUAUAGUUUACGCUUAUCUUGUUAAAAAAAAUCUUAGAAAAUGAUAGCUGUACUACAACACCACAUAAAAAGGCUCAAAAGACAGGUUAAGGUCAUAUAUUCUACGGUUUGAACUGAGGCCGAUUCAGUGACCAAUUAUUUUAUUGUCGUUUGCAUGUUUUUUUGUAGUAGAGAAACUGUGAAGAUGUGUUCAUCAACAUAUGAAUGUAAUUGAAUGGAUAUAAUUUAUUACAUUUAUCUUACGAGUUGUAGCUCUUCUGUUAAAGUGUUAUAACUUCGGGAUAUGAAAGAGAUUAUUUAACUUGAGUCUGUGCCAUUUUAUGUAUAGUCCUUCAGUUAUUUUAUUUUGUCUUCCAAAUAUAAGAUUUAUUUAGUUUAGAACUUGAGUAAUGAUAAACAGUUGCACAAGUCAUUCGACACUUCUUAUUUUUUUGCUGUAACUGUUGGAUGAUGUAUACCAGGGUAUUAUGAAACAUACUUGAACAAAUCAGUUUCUCUUAGCCACUUAUCAUCCCCAUAAAUGUAUGAUACCUUCAAGAUAUAAGUACCGGUUUGUAAGCUUCUUAUACUGAUUUCUUAGAACUUUAAUACUUCUGUGGAUUUGUGUUUAUAUUGUAAUUACAACCUACAUAUUAUUUUGGUAUCCGUUUUAAAGGGGGUUUACUAGUAGAGAACGAAUUUGUUAAAAGUACCACACAUAUGAAGAGCAAGCUUGAAAGAUUGCAUAAGUUGUCAUUUCUUGUCAAAGUUCAGUUGAAACAAAGAACAAAACUACCAGUUGUGGGGUGGGAGAAAGUUAUCAGAAAUAAAUGACUGAUUAAUUUCCAAUUCAAAAUUAAUAUUUUUCGCUAUUCUAUCAACCGAAUUAUUUCUAAAAGUUUUAUGUAUAUGUUACACCAAACAAUAAUAUUAAUAUGUGCCCAUAUGAAAUUUUGUUGUCAAAAUGUAGGUCACAAGGACACAUGCUUAUUAGUAGGUUACAAAACAAAUAUUUAAGACACAUUUUAAGCUAUGGAACUCAGUAGUGUAAUCAAACUUAUAAAGCCUUAAUUUUAAAGCUCACUAAUUAAUUUCUAAUUAUUUAAAAACAAAAUGUUUGAAAUGUUACAUAAGUGCUAAUUGUUUAUUAUAUUUCUUUUAUAGAAUUAAAUAAGGAAAAUUCA
This is a messenger RNA of Mya arenaria, 4107 nucleotides long. RefSeq names its product protein phosphatase 1 regulatory subunit 7-like. The coding region runs from base 97 to 1095 and encodes 332 amino acids. The transcript has 9 exons. Lineage: Eukaryota; Metazoa; Mollusca; Bivalvia; Myida; Myidae. Gene Ontology annotation, molecular function: protein binding. The record is from RefSeq and is a predicted model, not a curated record.